Messenger RNA from Cuculus canorus (common cuckoo), 4628 nucleotides. It is a transcript of the gene LRRIQ1, whose product is annotated as leucine rich repeats and IQ motif containing 1. The record is from RefSeq and is a predicted model, not a curated record. Lineage: Eukaryota; Metazoa; Chordata; Aves; Cuculiformes; Cuculidae. Gene Ontology annotation, molecular function: protein binding.
AAGACACUGUGGAAAGCAGAAUGUCGGAAGAUAUUGAAGGCAUUGAAAGAGAAAUAGAAAUUGAAUUAAGCAGAAUCAGUGUUUCUUCCUCUGAAGCAGAUGAUCCUAAUACAGAAGUAUCAGAUGACGCUGUGAGCGACAGUGAGAUAAUUUCAGAUGACUUGCCAGAAUCAAUUGUCUCCUAUUUAAACUUUAUAAAGAGCAGAAAUGAAGAUGCUGAAAAGCUUAUACUGCAAGACUCGGAAGAUGAAGAAACUAUGAGUAACAUCUGUGGAGCAGUUUCUUGCCACACUUCAGAUUACGUGGCAGAAUUGCCUUUUGAAUAUAAUGAAAAUCCAGAACAAUUUAAAAAAAGGGUACUACCUGAAAAAGAAAAUGAAGACUUGCAGAUUGCUACAACGCCUAGUUAUAGUAGUCAGUCCACUAGUGAUAAAGUGGUCACUGAUGGCCAUUUUGUUACAGCUGAUGUUGAAAUGUUCAUAAGCCUUACUCAUCAUGAAGAAGAAGAAAAGUGUAGGCAAGCAUUUGAACAGUGGGAGAAAAGACAAAAGGAGCUUGAAGAUGAAAAGAGGAAAAAGUGGAAAGCUGAGAGGGAAGCACAGGAAAAACAGAAUGAAGAGGAACAUGCAAGAAAGAUGCAGCUUCUAGAGGAAUUUGAGGCUGAAAGUAUGAAGUUAGAACUUCUUCGUAAGCAACACCAAACUGCAAUAGAAGAUGAGUUACGGAAAGAUAAGAAAGUUUGGAGGGACAAAAUGAUGCAACAUGAGGAAUUGAUCAUGAAGCUACAGUUGCAAAUGGAAGAGGAGAAAAAGGCCUUGGAAGAGCAGAAAGCAAAAGAAAAACAGCACCUGGCAGAACAACAGAAUGCAGCAGCUGUGAAAAUCCAAGCUAGAUAUAGAGCAUUUUUAGUUCGUAAAAAAUAUGUUCCCAUCUUAAAAGAAUGGAAAUAUGAAAUAAAAAGGAAACAGAAAAUAGUAGAACAAAUAGAGAGACAAAUAAAAGAAAAAGAGGAAAAAAUGAGUAGGCAAAUGGAAGAAAAUAGGCAAAAGGAAGAAGAGAGAAAAAAGAGACAUAGACCACUUGAAAACCAGGAAUAUUUGGAGCAAGUGAGGAGGUGUGAGGAGUAUGAAAAAAAGAAAGAAACCCUGAGACUUGAAAAACAGCUGCAAACAAGAAGAGAAGAACACAGAAAAAUAGGAGAAAUAAGAGCAAAAGCUGUGAGACGUGAAAGUGGAGAAAACAACAAAAAAAACAUAGAAAAAGAUAAGCAGACAGAGAAAACAAAAGUAAUAGAAGAACAGAAGAAGGAAUUAAGUAAGCAAGUAGAGGAACAGAAAGAAAAAUGGACUGAAACAGUGGAUGAAACAAAUAAUUGGAUUAUUCCUGCAGAAAAAAACUUGACACCAAUACCAAAUAUGCUAGGCUCUGAGAAGACAGAACACUCUUCUCAAGUAAAUAAUGAGAAUAUACGCCUGAAUUCAAUAACACAUGCAGAAGAAAAUUACUCACAAACUAGAGAUCUUAAUAAAGUUCCAAACAAUCAAACUUCAAAGAAUAUGUCUGUUAAUAUUAGAGCUAAUGACAUGGUAGAAAGUAAGGCAAACAAUAUAUGCAGCAGUCCACUAAAUAUCCAGCCAAAUGCUAGUAAUGGAGAAGUCAAAGAUCAAUUUUCUGAGUGUGAAACAAUGAAAAAAACUGUGUUUCUGACGGAAGAUGUUAAUGAGGAACUCAGAGUGACCUGGGACAGGAUUCAAGGUGUAGCUGAGUGCUCCAGUAGAGUUCUUCAUGAUGAUAUUGAAAAGAAGAGAAUAAACUGGAUGAAGACAUGUAAAUCUUGGUCUAAAAUAUAUGAAGAAAACCAAAGAAAGCAAGCAGCUAUAAAAAAAACACCGAGGAAGAGUUCAGUUAGCAAGAUGCCUCCAUUAAGUAUACAAGAGAUAAUUCAGAGUGGCCCUUGGAGUACUUUGCAGCAGGUCACAACACUUACACUUGAAGAUUUGCCACCUUGUAGCCUCUCAACGUUAUCCGAGUGUUCAAAUCUUCAAGUUUUGACUCUGAGGCGCUGUGGAGUAGUUGUGCUGGAAGGACUAAGUAGCUGCAAAGACCUAAAGUAUAUCAAUAUGGAGGAAAACAACAUUCAGUUCAUUGACUGUAGAAAUCUUGAAAAUCUCUGUAUUCUGAUUCUGAAUAAGAACCAUCUGUCAUCAGUUUGUGGCUUAGAUGGCUGCAUAAAUCUUCGAAAUCUUGAACUAUCCUACAACAGAAUCACUCGAAUUGGUGGUCUGGAGUCACUGAAAAGUCUUCAGCGAUUAAUUGUGGACCAUAAUCAGUUAGUCAGCACAAAAGGUCUUUGUGAGGCACCUACUCUGAUUCACCUAGACUGCUCUUUUAAUCAUCUCACAGAAGUUGAAGGCAUUGAGAAUUGUGGCCUACUUCAAAUUCUGAAGUUGCAAGGCAAUAAUCUCCAAGAGCUUCCAAGACUGGAAAAUCACGUUCUCCUAAGAGAACUAUAUUUGGAUGACAAUAGCAUUUCUGAUGUGAGAAUGCUUUCUUUUUAUUGGUUGCCUCUAUUGCAGAUUCUUUUGUUGUCUCAAAAUAGUUUAACUGAGCUUAUGCCUUUAAAUUCAUUUGUAUCUUUGGAAAAGUUGGAUGUCAAAAAUAACUGCUUGUCAGAUCUUAAAGAUGUCAUUACGUGGUUAACUGGAUGUCACAAAUUAAGGGAGUUGUCCCUCAGUGGAAACCCUCUUCUCCAAGAAAGGAAUUGGAGGCCUUCCCUGUGUAAGGUUCUUCCUCGUUUACAGUUUCUUGAUGGUGAAAACUUAAACUGCCAUACGUUACCCACAACUGAUGGAGAAUCAAAAGCAAGAACUUUUCUAGAACUUUGUCAAGUUCAAAUAGAAGAAAAUAUUGCUCUGAAAGAAAAGGCUGCUGACCUGGGAAUGGCCUCUUCCAUUGAUUCUGCACAAGAACAAUGCUGGUAUUUUAAUCAGUUGAUGAAACUUAGUAUUAAACAUCGCUAUGCACAUGAGUAUGGUGAACUAAACAUUACUGACAGAAAUGGACCAGAAGCACUGCAAAAUCAUUUAAAACCAACAUCCACUGCCUGCCCACAGGAAAAUAACCUCUUUAUCAUGGGUGCGACAGAAAAUAAACAGGUCUUGUUGGAUCCUUCCGAAAGAUGGAUUACUACUGGCCAUAUUCAGGCCACAGUCAUUAACUCCUCCAUACCUGUGCACCAUAAGGAAAAUAAAGAAGAUCAGAGGGUGAAGCAGAAGAGCACUGAAUCUUGUAUUAAUUACAGUGGGGAGAGCAAAGGCAACAAUAACAUUUCAGCCCAACUCACAUUGCAACAGUCAGUGAUAGUAGCAAGUAAUAUGAGAAGAGAUCUUCAGUAUUUUGAGAAUGAUAAAGAAAGGCUACAUAGGGCAGCAUCAACGAUCCAGUCCCUCUGGCGGCAGUACCAUGCCAGGAGGAAAGUGGACCGCACCAAGACAGAGAAUAAUCAGUUUACAGAAGUUUUGAGACAGAGGCAUCAAGCUGCCACACUAAUCCAGGCAUUUUGGAAAGGUUUUCUUUUACGAAAGAAACUGGCCAGUGCUCUUGCAGCUGUUAAAAGUGAUGAAGCGGAGGAUGACUAUGAAGAAGUAAAUGUGGAUGAUUUCGUGUUUUCUGAAGCUGCAUUAGAGGAGGAAUGGCUAACUGUAGAUUCCACCCGUUUCCCUUCAAAAACACUCCUGCUCUCAAACCAGCUGCACUGGCCCAAGAAGUAUUCUAUACCUUCAAAUUCCAGUGAACAUUCAAAUAGUUUGCCAUUGUCCCCACAAGAAUGUUGGCAGUGUGUUAGCAGACCACAUUCCUACUCAGCCCAAAAUAUCCACUUUCAUGGCAGUUCAGGGAAGGGAACAAUAUCACAGUUCUCUGACUGGAAGGAAAAAAAGAAAUUUUCAUUCAUGUCUGGAAAAGAAGAGAAAAUUUCAGAAGAAUGGGGUUUUAAGGAUAUUUCUACUGCACAGCUAAUGCUGAAGAGGGCCCAUAAAAUGAAGCCCAAAAAUUAUAGUGGUAAAAAUUCAGACCCAGCUGUGCGCCUGGCGUUGUUCAAAAAUAAUGAAAAUAAACAUCUCCAUGUGAAACCACCAAAGAAGACACAGCCUAUAAAUGCUGGUUACUUUGAAGGUAAAGAAGAAGAAUUUUCUCAGCUGGAUACUACUUUGGAUGAGAAAUCGCAAAGGAGAAAAGACCUUACAUACCAAUGGCUUCAUACACAGCUUUUGGAUUAUGAAGCAGCCAGUUCCAAAAAUAUGAAGUGCUGUCGUUUUUUGCCUGAGUUAGAUCCUGCAAUAUCUGACAGCAGACAAGUACAACUUGUGGCAAGCCCUGUAAGCAGAGAAGACAUGGAUUUAGACCUUGUUUCCAUGGCCAGUGGAAGUGCUUUGACUGAGAACAGAGAAAAAAAUAAGCAGCCACACAGACACUCAGCAAGAUCUUCAAAAAAGAAUAUACCAAGUCCAGAAAAACCAUGUUUGGGUCCAUCUCAUAAAGAACGGAUAUCAUUCCGAGACCAUCCAGUGCAGCUCAGCGGAGGAUGGGGAAGAGGCAAACAAAGGCAAAAGCUUAAAAAUAUUAGUUGA